AUGACGAUAGAGACGAAGAAGGAGAAGAAGGAGAAGAAGGAGAAGAAGGAGAAGAAGGAGAAGGAGAAGAAGGAGAAGAAGGAGAAGAAGGAGAAGAAGGAGAAGAAGGAGAAGAAGGAGAAGGAGAAGAAGGAGAAGAAGGAGAAGAAGGAGAAGAAGGAGAAGAAGGAGAAGAAGGAGAAGAAGGAGAAAAAGAAGAAGAAGAAGAAGAAGAAGGAGAAGGAGGAGAAGGAGGAGAAGAAGAGAGACGAAGAAGGAGAAGAAGGAGAAGAAGGAGAAGAAGAAGGAGAAGAAGGAGAAGAAGAAGAAGAAGAAGAAGAAGAAGAAGAAGAAGGAGAAAAAGACAAAGAAAAAGGACAAGAACAAGACUAG
Ustilaginoidea virens is the source of this 372-nucleotide messenger RNA. RefSeq lists its product as uncharacterized. Bases 1 to 372 code for a protein of 123 amino acids. Lineage: Eukaryota; Fungi; Ascomycota; Sordariomycetes; Hypocreales; Clavicipitaceae. The transcript has 2 exons. The record is from RefSeq and is a predicted model, not a curated record.